Molecule: messenger RNA, 1023 nt
Organism: Colletotrichum godetiae
Lineage: Eukaryota; Fungi; Ascomycota; Sordariomycetes; Glomerellales; Glomerellaceae
Exons: 4
Coding region: 1-1023 (340 amino acids)
Molecular function (GO): oxidoreductase activity
Source: RefSeq, a predicted model, not a curated record
AUGGCGAGAAUACUCCUCUGUCUAGCCGCCCUCCUCGCGGCAGCAUCAACCACAUUCGCAACCUGCACCAACCCCUCAAUCCGCAAACCAUGGACCGCCCUAUCGAAAGACGAAAAGGCAAGCUACGUGACCUCGACACUCUGUCUAAUGGACCCCUCCCAAGCGCCAGCCAGAGUCGGAAGUUGGGGCGCAACGAGCCGCUGGGAGGAGUUGAUUGUUGCGCAUAUUGCGCAAGUUCGGUAUAUUCAUACAGUGGGCGCCUUAUUCCCCUGGCAUAGAUGGUACACCAAAAUCCACGAAGACCUCCUCCGCAACGAAUGCGGCUACACCGGCCCAUACCCCUACUGGGACGAACAAACAGAUCAAUCCCUCUACCCAAUCCAAAACGCUUCCGUCUGGGACACCGUAUCCUACGUCAAAGCCUUCGGCACAGACAGAACCGACGCCUCGAACUGCAUUCUCGACGGCGCUUUUGCGGACUACCGCGUCCGCUUUAACACAGAGCUCGAACGCGAUGCGACAGACGGAGGCGGCGUCUGUCUCACGCGCGCGCUAAACCAGACGGCAUUCGAUACGGUUUCCCAGCUCAAUGUCGUGGAGCCCUGCAUGGCGCUUGACAAGGGCGAUGAUUACGCCGAGAUGUUGGGUUGUUUGGGGAACACACCGCACAGUGGAGGUCAUCUAGGCGUCGGUGGCAUCAUGCGCGACCACGCCCGCUCCCCAGCGGACCCAAUCUUCUACCUCCACCACACAAACUUCGACCGCCUCUGGUGGGAAUGGCAGACUUCCUCCCCAGGGAGGCUCUCCGCAAUGGGCGGUCCCAACGUCGCGGCUAACCAAAUCUUUCUCGACGCGCAGCCAAAGAUCCUGCCGGAGAACAUGUUCCUCCCGUACUUUGGCGAUGGGGGUGGCAAUGUCACGACGCUGGAGCAUGUUUUGUGGAUGCCUGGGUUGGCGGAGAAUAUUACCAUCAAGGACACGAUGGACAUCCGCGGGGAUAAGAUGUGUUUCGAGUAUGUUUGA